This is a messenger RNA of Pocillopora verrucosa, 4886 nucleotides long. Lineage: Eukaryota; Metazoa; Cnidaria; Anthozoa; Scleractinia; Pocilloporidae. The record is from RefSeq and is a predicted model, not a curated record.
AUGAAGAAUUUUCGGGAUACGAUUAUCCAAGUCAGGUCACGGUAACACACCCAGCUCAACCUUUACCUCGUCCACCUCUUCCAUCCCUUCCAAGUGAAAAUGAAGAAGAUACCCAGUAUUUAAGUCUAAGAUGGCAGAAUGAAGACCCGUUGCCGGGUAAAGGCAUCUUCAUUAGCUCAGGAGACUCAGAUAGCGUAAACUCAUUCCUUGAGAAUGUUGAACAAGCCAUCAGGGAGUUUGACAACAUGAAUGGGACGACGAAGGAUGACAGAGAGCAAUCUAUUCUUCAAGUUGUCUUACCCAAUCUGGAAGAGAAAUGGAAAAGAUCAUGCAAAAAUAGAAUGAAAAUUUACAUUGAUUUGGUACAGAUUGGCUGCAGCAAAACCAGUUCUAAUAUUGUGAGGCAUAGUCUCCGACAAUUACUUCGUUUGAUGCUAUUUGACAACCUGGAAAGUGGAGAAGACAACUUGCUUGGUCUGGAGAGAAUUAUAAGAUUGUCGAUAAGCUCCCCUGAUGCAGUUUUUAAGGAGGAAGGACAUCAAGAAAGAUUACUCCGACUGUCUGUGUACAGUCAGACUCUUGUGUUACUGAUUAUUCAGAAGACUCAGAAAUGGCUCUCUUCUGAUAAUAUUGAACGUGAGUUGUUACAGUUACGAGGAUAUCUGGGAAAAUCUUACAACAAGGCGAAGGAUCUUCUUCACUACUCAAUGGAAUUCAUCAACCAAGCCAUUGGGUACUUGGCAAAAAGUUGGAAAAAAUUUGAGAAUUCAAGGGUAAUGGCUUACCUUAAAGAGUGCACAGAGAAAAGUGAUCCACGUUAUGAAGGGAACAGAGAGUUAACAUUCAUAAAGACAUUGAAGAACCCCAGGAAGGCAAAGAAAAGAUGGUUUGCUUUGCAUUGCGUCAUAUUGUACCUUCAUUUUAAGACUUACAGAGAGGACACUAUUCAUCGAUUGGAGACAGACAGGCAAUCGGUGCGUCUAUUACGAAGUGUGAUUGAAGCUUACAGAGUAGAUGAUGGAAAUGACUGGAGGUUUUGUUUACUGGCAGGCUCAGUUUUAUCGGACAUCUCGAUGAAUAACAUAAGCAAAGAAAACAGAAUAGAUGCUUGUAUCUGUUUGUUUAACUUGGUAAAAGAAGAAGUUUGCCGAGAAAUCCUUGAACCUUUGUCGCGACAGGUGUUGCUUAGCCCGGACAGCUAUAUUCGUUCAUUAAUGGCAGAUGCACUGUGCUUGAAAGACAAUUCGUGCUGCGCUGUAACUGAAGAGCAUCUCAUCGACCACCUUGUGACGAGAUUCCCAGCCCUAGAGGUAAACAAAAAAAUCAUCAGUCAAGAUGAUCGGUGUUUCAUAAAGAAAGCUGUAUUCAGGGGAAGAGAAGCUGUCGUGAAGGUAAUGUACGUCACAAACCAGAACGUUAGAGGGAGGAUGCCGUCAGAUUGUCAACAAGCAAAUCGGCGCUUCAUCCGAGAGGCCCAUUUUCUUAGUCGAAUCCAAAAGCAUCCAAAUUUCCCUACUCUUCUCAGUUACAACACAGAGACGUUGCCGUAUCAUCUCAUCACUGAAUACGAAAGUCAAGGUAACCUCUUGCAGCUACUUCAAAGGACGCAUGAUCCGCACUCCCGGUUGGAAGAAACUUUGCUUCUGCAAAUGCUCAUCAACAUAGCUGAUGCACUUCAAUACUUGGCAAAACUGCACUUGGUGCACCGUUCUGUUAUGGCGAAAAAUGUUCUCGUAGGAGAUGACAAUGUUUGCAAACUUAGUGGCCUCCAUUCCUUACGACCAAUAGACUGGGGUCCAUUAACUGAAGCUGAAGAUGUCAACGAUGACCUCCCAUUGAAGUGGAAAGCUCCUGAGUGCUUAAUGGAAUAUAAGUACUCAACAGAGUCUGAUGUCUGGGCGUUUGGAGUCGUUAUGUACGAAGUAUUGACCCUUGGUUGUCCCCCAUUUGGAAAUUUAAGCAAUGAAGAUGUCUAUAACCACGUUACGAGGGGAGGAACACUGCUUCUUGAAGCGUGUUUCGAAGAUAGUGAAAACAGUCUCAUGAAGCAGUGCUGGCAAUGGAAAAGAAGCGAGAGAAUCAGCUUUCCAAAGCUCUCCAGCAGACUCAGCAAGAUGAAUGCAGACCUGAAAACAGCAGGUGUUGCAAGAAUGAAAUCAAGACCUUAUCCACAUCCACUCUUUGCACAUGCAAAAGUAGCUGCGAAAAGAGAAGAUGAUGGCUCAUAUAUGAUGAUAAAGGAAAGUUCACGUGUUGUAGAGAAGAUCAGGUCUGAAGAUGAACUUUAUCAUGAAACGUUGAAAAAGCUCAGCCAUCAAAACAUCUCCAUUUCCAUACUUUUGAAGAGGUGCUCUCCAGAAAUUCAAAUAAUUUCUAUGGAAGGUAAAUUUGGGAACCUUAAAGAUUACGUUCUCAGCGGAAGAAAAGGAGGUUCUUGCGAGAAAGGCGCCUUAGUUACAUUCCUAUCCCAGGUAGCAUCUGCGCUCGAUUAUCUUCACACUAUGCAUAUUGUUCAUGGAAACCUCCGCGCUGAGCAUGUGAUUGUUGAAAGUUCUAACCAGGUUAAAGUUACCCGUCUUGGCCGCUCCAGGCGUUUGUCAACGAGACCAAAUGAGGAAACCAGCAAGGAUUGCGAGGAAUCGGCUGAUAUGCCGCCUGAUGCUACUCGCUGGAGCGCGCCAGAAGUGAUUUCUCAAGGGCGGUACAGUCACGCUAGCGAUGUGUGGUCAUUUGGUGUCUUGGCAUGGGAACUGUUUGCAGCGUUUUAUGAUAGUAAUAUCAUGCCACGACAAACGAUACCGUACUACAACCACACAAAUGACGAGAUUUUGCAAAGUAUCAAAAAAAACCAGCAACUACAAAAACCACUCUCCUGUCCAGACUGGAUACAUUUUGUGAUUCAAGAAUGCUGUUCCUAUGAAGCAAAGGAGAGGCCACCUGCUAUUGCUCUCUUCGACUGUCUGACAUGCAGAAUGCCGAUGAAAUCUUGGUUGAUGGAGGUUUGUUCAAAAAGCCCCACGAAAAGGAAGUUGCACGAUGUAUGUCAACCAGAGGAUGCCUGUCACUUGUUAAAGGAGGAAGAUCGUCCUCGAAAAGAGGACAUUGAGAACAUGUGCUCAGAGGGUUACUUCACAAAGUAUGCAACCCAAAGUAUUUACAGUGAGGAAGAAGGAUAUGAAGACAUAAGCCACUUUCAAGAAAAAGCAGGUUCGUUCGCUAACGGAGACAUACGCACAUCUGAAGAGCAUCGACCUUCACCUCCUCCAUCUACGAUCACAUCAGAGGAACCGUUGAUUCAAUUAAACCAUCUCUACGUCAAUUGUCGUUAUGAGAGGCCAGAAUCACCGUCUCUAGUUGCUGGGAAGUGUUUCAGAGAUGAUCCUAUGAACCUGAAGAUCUAUAUUCGCCGUGGACAAUGUGAUCAAGGGACUAUACAUGUGUUCUUGUCUCAAGUAGCAUCUGCGCUACAUUAUCUUCAUACACAGCACAUUGUUCAUGGAAAUCUCUGCGCCGAAAAUGUCAUAGUCGUGGACUCCUACAAGGUUCAGGUCGUCUGUCUUGGUCAACACAAGCUUCUGACCGUGGGAGCAGGUGAAGACACCAGCAAGGCUAGCGUUUUGCAAGAGGAUAUGCCACUUGACUGUGCUCGCUGGAGCGCGCCAGAAGUGAUUUUUCAAGGGCGGUACAGUCACGCUAGCGAUGUGUGGUCAUUUGGCGUCUUGGCAUGGGAACUGUUUGCAGCGUUUUCAUCUGGUGAAAACUUACCAGAACGAACGUUCCCCUAUCAUGAUCUUUUGGACCACGUGGUUAGUGUAAGCAACAAUCUCCUUCAAAAACCACGUUCCUGUCCAGAUUGGAUAGAUAUCAUAAUUCGUGAAUGUUUGAAAUAUCAAGCCGAGGAGAGACCACCGGCCAUUGCGCUCUAUGAUUGUCUGUCAUGCAGGGUGCCAAGGCAAUCUUGGUUGAUAAAAUUGUGGAUACAAAAUCAUAAUAGAGAGGAGUGGCCUGAUCUAACCAUCUGUCAACCAGAGGAUGCACCUCACGUCUUAAAGGAAGAAUGUCGUCCUCGGAGGGAGGACAUCGAAAAGAUGUGCCAGAAAGGCUUUGAUUCGACGUACGAGCUACCCCCACCGUAAAUUCCAUUAGUACAAUCAGUAGCUAUACUUGCGAGCCAAAGUGAACAUCAGACAUAAGGAGGUUCUGUCAGUAUUAACUGAGUAAGGAGCAUCGCCUGGCAUGAAGCGUUGUGGAGUACAUAACCAGCGGACUAAACAGUUCGUAUCCAGACCUAACGACUAUAAAAUGUAAAAUAUAAAAUAUUACAUGGUAGAAUAUAAUUUACAAGACGUUUGCGCAAAACAGUCAAAAUUGAAAUAUUCUUUCCGUGAUGCAGUCUGAUUCAGGCUUUUGUAAACAAAGGUCAAUAUAGUUCUAUUUAAAGUGAAGACAUUCAUGACAUGUCUCUAAUUUCUAAAGUUUUAGUUUAAGGCCUAAAUCAAACUAUUGCUGACACCGACGGAGUCUUCUUGGAUGCCCUCUAGACUUACAGUCACUUUACUUUUUUUCGAAAUCUAAAGACACGUUGAUCUGAGCUGAACGUGAGCACACCAAGACUUGGAAAUUACUGUCCAAAAAAACUUUUGACUUUAUGGUUUCAAUGCGCUAAGCGGGAAAUUUACUUGUUAGCCUAAAAUGUAAUCGUCCUUUGCAAACCAUCGGUGCAAAUUGGACAGUGAGCAAUGUUUCAUCAGGCCUCCUCAAAACCAUUCGAAUGAAAUAGGAUAGUUUGUACUUUUGUAGACAAUUUGAUUUAUUGAUUUAUUUGUUUUGCCUUAGCCCUGGCAUGUUAUCAUUAACCCUCGAACUUAUUGCAACAGAAGCUUUGU